AUGGCGGCGGCUCUGUCGGGCCUGGCUGUCCGGCUCUCGCGCUCGGCCGCCGCCCGCUCCUAUGGGGUCUUCUGCAAGGGACUGACCCGCACGCUGCUCAUCUUCUUCGACCUGGCCUGGCGGUUGCGCAUCAACUUCCCCUACCUCUACAUCGUGGCUUCCAUGAUGCUCAACGUCCGUCUGCAGGUUCACAUUGAGAUCCAUUGAACCUUCCUCGGACUGGCAGGUGUGUCCCGGGGCUCAGGGCACCAGCGAACACACAGCAUGAGGGACGGAAGGGGGACUCUUGGUGCCCGCCUCACAGAGGAGAAGGGAGCGGGCGGUGAUUCAGACAGACC
Messenger RNA from Phacochoerus africanus (Common warthog), 338 nucleotides. RefSeq names its product small integral membrane protein 10-like protein 2A (gene SMIM10L3). Lineage: Eukaryota; Metazoa; Chordata; Mammalia; Artiodactyla; Suidae. The record is from RefSeq and is a predicted model, not a curated record.